This is a messenger RNA of Trichomycterus rosablanca, 890 nucleotides long. RefSeq names its product Bet1 golgi vesicular membrane trafficking protein-like (gene bet1l). The record is from RefSeq and is a predicted model, not a curated record. Gene Ontology annotation, molecular function: SNAP receptor activity. Bases 206 to 538 code for a protein of 110 amino acids. Gene Ontology annotation, biological process: regulation of retrograde vesicle-mediated transport, Golgi to ER; retrograde transport, endosome to Golgi. Lineage: Eukaryota; Metazoa; Chordata; Actinopteri; Siluriformes; Trichomycteridae. The transcript has 4 exons. Gene Ontology annotation, cellular component: SNARE complex.
AAGGCGGACUAACAAAUCCCACAAUCCCUUUCGUUUUUAUUGACAACAUCCGUGUGAUUAUUCGUAAUGUAAGCACUGACACGUAAAUGGUUUUGCUACAGCGUUAGGUUUUAAGGCUCGGUGUUUGUUGGAUUGCUUCUAUAUCACGGUGUUUUGACAGCUCGUCAGAUAAUCAUUAAAUUGUACUUUUACUCUAGCGUAUAAAAUGGCUGAUCACUGGAACAGAGGACAUGGCGCUGUAGAUGAUAUGCUGGAUGCAGAAAACAAACGCAUUGCUGACAAUCUCGCAACCAAAGUAUCCAGACUAAAGUCUCUGGCGUUUGAAAUUGACAAUGAGGCAGAGGAACAGAAUUCUUACCUGGAUGGCAUGGACUCAAACUUCCUUAGUGCAACUGGACUGUUGACAGGGAGCGUGAAAAGGUUUUCCACAAUGGUCCGUUCUGGAAGAGAUAACCGCAGGAUUCUUUGCUAUGUGUCAGUUGGCCUGGUGCUGAGUUUCUUUGUGCUUUACUUUUUAGUAAGGAGAAUACAGAACUAACAGAAGUUUCCAAUGUUUUAUACUCUGUUUUCUCAGUUUUAUGAGAAAUGUGCUAUUUAGUGUUGAUGCAGGACUUCAUCCUUAUUUACUUAAGGUAGUGUUCUCACCUAUGUGCUUGACUGGCAUCAUUCUGGUAUAUUGAGGAUGUUGACUAAAGCUCCCAAGAUUGGUGUCUGUUUUGUUUUAGAAUACAAACUGAAUAACACAAAUGCAUUAGAUUCCAAUAAUAUAAUAAACUGGUUAUUGAAACAUGUAAGCACCAUUUAUUAAAAAUUCUGUAUGACAUUUUUUGUAUUAAUUACAGAGCAAAUAACUAAGGAAAUUAUUUAUAUUAAAAGCAUUACUGAAAUAA